AUGGCAGCCAUUAGUACCAUCUUCCGCCUCCUCCUACUAAUCUCCUUCGUGCCAUCCCUUUUCUCUCAGGACACUGUCUUCGACGUCGAGCUGGUCCACCGUGACUCUCCCAAGUCGCCACUGUACAACAGCUCGAUGACACCCUUUGAUCAGCUGCAGGCCGCCGUCGUUCGCUCGGUUGACCGAGCUAGCUACUUUGACAAGCGCAUCGACAUGAAUACCUCCUUCGACAUAGAGCUCGGCUUGGAAUACAAUGGCGGGGAAUUCAUGAUGAGGUUCGGCAUAGGCACGCCAAAUACGCAAUCUGUAUUGGGCAUCGUCGACACCGGCAGCUACCUAAACUGGGUUGACUGCGCUGGCUGCCAAUGCUUCAACUUAUCCGGCGCCCUAUUCUUUCCUAAUGCAUCCCUCUCCUACAAGAAGCUAUCUUGCUAUUCUGAUGAGUGCAACAGCUUUAGAAUGGGUCGUUGCAAUACAGAUAAGACGUGCCGGUACCAUGCCACCUACAGCGACGGCUCCAACAUCGACGGAAUUUUCUCCUCGGAAACCUUGAGUUUCACCUCAUUAGAUACGAACCAAAUUACCUUCAUUCCAAAUAUUUUAUUUGGUUGCAACUCUCGGUCCUUGCACACCAGAAUUGAUGACCCUGGUAGCUCCAUUGGGUUGGGCCCCAAUUCGCCAUCUUUGAUCCAUCAGCUCGCACCUAAGUACAUCAGCAACUACUUCUCCUAUUGCCUGGACAUGUUCGAUGGGGGAGAUGCCAGCAGGCUCUUCUUGGGGCGCGGUAAACGGACGAUCACCGGAACGACAAUGGUCACACCGCUCAUGACGCAAGAUAACUUCUACGCCGUGCAACUUAACGCCAUCUCAAUCCCAGAUGAGUUCGACAUCUUCCUUCCUACGAGGUCCAAGUUGAGGGCCGGCAACAUCAUCUUCGACUCUGGCAGCGUCAUGACCAUACUGGACACUGAAGUGGUGGACCGGUUGGUGUUGGAAUUGACAAAUUACAUUAGCUUGCCGACCGUGGAGACGGGCCCAUUGAAAUUGUGCUUCAAUGUGUUCUCGACAGAGCAAGAGGAGUUGUUGCCAGGGUUGUGGUUCUCAUUUGAUGGGACAUUGGGGAACUUCAGGGUGAGGCCUGAAAACCUGUUUAGGUGGUUUGAUCGGCAUGUGAAAUGCAUGGUGAUAGUAGAAAGGAGAGGUGUACAAGUCUUUGGGAAUAUUAUGAUGCAAGAUGUUUUGGUUGGACAUGAUCUAGAUAAAAUGGAGUUGACCAUUAUAGAGAAAAAGUGCACUGAGUUAUACAAACCCUAA
Zingiber officinale is the source of this 1314-nucleotide messenger RNA. Its product is annotated as probable aspartic protease At2g35615. NCBI's taxonomy places the organism in Eukaryota, Viridiplantae, Streptophyta, Magnoliopsida, Zingiberales, Zingiberaceae. Bases 1 to 1314 code for a protein of 437 amino acids. The record is from RefSeq and is a predicted model, not a curated record. The transcript has a single exon. Gene Ontology annotation, cellular component: extracellular region.